Messenger RNA from Eublepharis macularius, 2995 nucleotides. Its product is annotated as keratin, type II cytoskeletal 6A-like. Gene Ontology annotation, molecular function: structural constituent of skin epidermis. Bases 111 to 1928 code for a protein of 605 amino acids. The transcript is spliced from 9 exons. NCBI's taxonomy places the organism in Eukaryota, Metazoa, Chordata, Lepidosauria, Squamata, Eublepharidae. Gene Ontology annotation, biological process: keratinization; intermediate filament organization. Gene Ontology annotation, cellular component: keratin filament. The record is from RefSeq and is a predicted model, not a curated record.
ACCAAACUCCCACCUCAGAGAGGGGUCUGGUGUCCUCUCUCUCUCUCUCUCUCUCUUGCCCUCUGUCUACUUCUUUGCUAAUUUCUUCUGUAUCCUUUAAAUCAGACACGAUGAGCAGGCAGUUCAGUUCUAGAUCUGGUAGUGGAGUCAGGAUGUCCAGCAGCUAUGCCUCUUCCAGAAUUCCUGGUGGGACGAAAGGAAGCUUUACUUCUCUUUCUUUGUCCCGUGGUGGGAGAGGAAGUAUAGGGGUAGGAGGGGGUGGAUUUGGGAGUCGAAGCCUCUACAGCCUAGGAGGUACCAAGAGCAUCUCCAUUGGAGCUGGCGGUGGCGGUGGGGGAGGCUUCUACGGUGGUAGUGUUGGCUUUGGUGGAAGUGGUUUCGGUGGUGGGGUGGGAUAUGGCGGUGGGGGAAUUGGAGCCGGAGGAUUUGGAGCUGGAGGAUACGGAGGAGGAGGAGGCUAUGGGGCUGGAGGAUACGGUGGUGGCAUAGGAAUGGGGAGCUUUGUUGGUGGUGGAAGAAUAUGCCCCGUGGUUCCCCCUGGGGGCAUCCAGCAAGUCACUGUCAACCCCAACCUCCUGUCGCCACUCAAUCUUGAGAUUGACCCAGAGCUCCAAAAAGUGCGCGUGCAAGAAAGGGAGCAAAUCAAGACCCUCAACAACAAGUUUGCGUCAUUCAUCGACAAGGUACGGUUUCUGGAGCAGCAGAACAAGGUUCUGGAGACCAAGUGGAAUCUCCUGCAGCAACAUGGCAGCGCGGCCACCAAAAUCAACAUUGAGCCCCUGUUUGAGGCUUACCUGAACAACCUCAGGAGGCAGCUGGACACCUUGAACAACGAUCGGGGAAGGCUGGAUGGAGAGCUGAGAAAUAUACAGGACCUUGUGGAGGAUUAUAGAAAGAAAUACGAGGAUGAAAUCAACAGGCGUACAGCAGCUGAAAAUGAUUUUGUUGGCAUCAAGAAGGACGUAGAUGGUUCCUUCAUGAACAAAGUAGAGCUGCAAGCAAAGUCAGAUAGCCUGACAGAUGAGUUAAACUUCCUGAGAGCUCUCUUUGAGGCGGAACUGGCUCACAUCCAAGGGCAGAUCAGCGACACCAGCGUCGUCCUCCAAAUGGACAACAACAGAGACCUGAACCUCAACAGCAUCAUCGCUGAAGUGAAAGCUCAGUAUGAAGACAUUGCGAACCGGAGUCGGGCCGAGGCCGAAGCUUGGUACCAAGGCAAGUUUCAGGAACUUCAGUACACGGCCAGUUCUCAUGGUGAUGACUUGAAGAAUACCAGGAAUGAGAUUGCAGAGCUGAAUCGGAUAAUCCAGAGGCUGAAAGCAGAAAUUGAACAAACGAAGAAGCAGAUCACCAAUCUCCAAACAGCUAUUGCAGAUGCUGAGCAGCGAGGGGAGGUGGCCCUGAAAGAUGCCAGGGUGAAACUGGCUGAUCUGCAGAAUGCCCUUCAAUGUGCCAAAGAUGAGCUGGCCCGUCUCCUGCGAGACUAUCAAGAGUUGCUGAAUCUCAAAUUGGCCCUGGAUGUUGAAAUUGCUACCUACAGGACUCUGCUUGAAGGCGAAGAAUGCAGGAUGUCUGGGGAACUCACUGCUCCUGUGAGCAUAUCCGUGGUCAGCAGCUCUUCCACUGUAGGCGGAAGCGGCUACGGCCUUGGUGGCGGCGGCGGCGGCGGAGGACGAAUGAGCAUGGGCAGCGGAGGCCUUGGCCUGGGUAGUGGCGGAGGUGGCGGAGGCGGUUAUGGUCUUGGAAUGGGAGGUGGAGGUGGAGGUGGUCUUGGUGUCAGCAGUGGGAUGGCUGUUGGUGGUGGAAGCAGUUACAGUUCUGGAAGUUCGCGAAGCUAUGGAGGAGGAUUGAGCGCUGGAGGGGGAGGCAGCUCCAGUGCGAAAUAUGUCUCCACAACCUCAUCAUCGAGCAGGAAAGUAGUUAGAUAAAAAGUGUUUAAAAAAGGAACCAAGUCCGGCCUUUUCUAGGAAAGCUCCUGUUUUGUUCUACUUGCCAGCAGCAACAGCCAGCCUUCAAAGCCAGUCGCCCUUCCAACCCUCACGAGAAAUGGUCCGACCCCAAAACGGUCCCCUCCCUGAUCACAAGACCAGCUGAGCAAACACCUAGGCCACCCCUGCCAUUUUGCAAACAUGGAGGACAACCCAUCCAACUCAAAGUACAUUAUACUUCUGUUAAAUUCAGUGAGACAGAGGUCAGCACAUGCUCAUCCCUCUCGUAUUGCAUAUAAUGACACUUAAAAAUGCUUCAUUUAGGCUGGAUUGAGCCCUUCUGCCAUAAAUUCCACGGACCUCGGGAGGGUUCAACCUCAUCACUGCAGACUUUAAGGUCUAACCUUCUCCAGCUGAAAUUGCAUUACUCCAACUGCACUUUUGUGGAUGGCUGAUCUUGUGGAACAUUUCUAUGUGUCAUGUGCAAUGCACCCCUCGCCACCCCACCUCUCCACUGACCAAGAUGACACUGAUAAUUAAAGCACCGUUUUAUCAUGGAGAGAAUUUUGUUAUAAAUGGCAUCGGGUAUCCCAAACAAGGAUGGUUGAGAAUCUGAUUUAAUUUCUUUGGUUGAGCAUAAACCACUUCUGAUAUCGUGAGGUGUAAGUACAGUCAAAGCAUCACCAAGGGCUUCAGCUUAGAAUUAAGUGCUCCAAACAUUUUAAUGGUUCUCUUUUGAUCUUUUUGGUGUCCGGAAGUGCAAUAGAGUUGGACUCAAGAAAUAUCGCAACAUUCGCUCUAACAGAGAGAUCUGUAGGUAAGCUUAACUUUUGCAGGUCUCAAGUGGAGUAUAUGUUUCUCUUCUUGGUUGACCCUUUCUGCAAAACGGUACUAGCUGGAUGAAGCACAAAGAAGCCAUGACUUGGUACCCACAUAUAUUUUGCCUGUUUUAUAAAUGCCCACCAUUGUGUCUUGUAAAUAAAAUCGCACUGGCUUUGCCUUUGCUUUAUGUUCACAAUUCUGCAUAUCUUCAUGCUCUUUUUUUGCUAAUAAACUGCAUUGUGAUA